AUGGCUGCAAAAUUCCAGCCAUCUGCAAUUCUCUGUCUAUUCUUUAUAUUCAUCAUUUCUUCCAUUCCUCAAUCCACUUGUCAAUCCAGUUCUCCUCAAAACAUCGAAACUCGAUAUCCAUAUUCUCCUCCUCCACCUCCUCGUCCGGCUGAUGAUCAGCCUAUUAGUCCUCCACCAAUACCAAAUCCACUUCCAUUGCAACCAGAUGCCCCGCCAGGAAAAUCAUCAUCCAAAAAGGCAGUUGCAAAAGCAGUGGCUGCCACUGCUGCUGGUACUCUUGUUUUAUCCGGGCUUCUUUUCUUCUUACUCCUAAGGCGAUCGCGUCGAAAGAGGGAGAGAACUGAAGUCAAUCUCUAUGCUGAGAAUCCUGUAGUGCCUCAGCCUCGAAAUGAUUUUACGCCGUUUGAUGGUAAUUUGAAGGGGGUGAUUGUUGAUGAGAAUGGAUUGGAUGUGCUUUACUGGAGAAAUUUAGAAGGGGGAGAAAAGAAAAGAAGUUUCAAAAAAGAAGUCUAUCAGAACUUGAAAUAUGAUCAAGAAAAUGAAGAAGAAAAAAGAAUCAUCAGUGGAGAUGAUAGAAAUAAGAAAUAUGAAUCACCUAUUCAUGAAACUCCUUUGCUCAGAGGAAAAUCUUCAACCUCUCAGAGUGCUGUUUGGAUUGAUAAGGAGGAUUCAAGAAUAAAGAAAGUACCUACACUUUCAUCUGGAAUGGCUGUGGAAAAGCAAAAUUCAUUAAGCCAAGUUGUGAAACAUUCAGCACCGCCAGCACCUCGGCUGCCGCCAACAAAUAUUGAGGCAGUUCCGAAGGCAGAAAAGGCUGCACUACCACCACCACCUCCGCCUCCUGUUCCAUCAAAUACAAUUCCUUCUCCACCACCGCCGCCUCCUCCGGUUCCAUCAAAUUUAGGUCCUUCUCCCCCACUACCGCCACCACCUAAAGCAAGUGGAGUAGUUUCAUCAUUGAAACCCCCGGCACCGAAGGGAAUGUCUAGUGGCAAUCAGCGUUCUUCCUCGUUGGGAGAAGGCACGUCGAGCAAUGAGAAUGGAAAGGUGAAACUGAAGCCCUUGCACUGGGAUAAGGUGAAUCCAAAUGUGGAGCAUUCCAUGGUCUGGGACAAAAUUGAUCAAGGCUCUUUCAAGUUUGACGGAGAUCUUAUGGAAGCUCUCUUUGGAUAUGUGGCCACCAACCGAAAAUCUCCUCGACAAGACAGUAAUUCAACAAGCCCAAGAGGGGAUAGAUCCGGUCCAGCCUCCCGGAUUUUCAUUCUAGACACCAGAAAGUCCCAAAACACCGCAAUUGUACUCAAAUCACUUGGCGUUUCGCACAAAGAAAUCGCCGAUGCCCUUGUUAAAGGUGAUGGCCUAAAUGCAGAUACGCUUGAAAAGCUCACGAAAAUCUCUCCAACGGAUGAAGAAAGGUCUAAAAUCCUCGCGUUUGAUGGAGAUCCAACAAGACUUGCUGAUGCAGAAUCCUUCCUCUACCACCUCCUCAAAGCUUUUCCAUCUGCCUUUACUCAUAUCAACGCCAUGCUUUUCAGAUCAAACUACUACACAGAGAUUACGACCCUCAAGGAAUUGUUGAAAUCACUCGAAUCAGCUUGCUAUGAGCUUAGAAAUCGAGGGCUCUUCUUGAAACUUUUGGAAGCAGUGCUUAAGGCAGGGAAUCGCUUGAAUGCAGGGACGUCAAGAGGAAAUGCUCAAGCAUUCAACCUUACAGCUCUUAGAAAACUAUCCGAUGUCAAAAGCAGCGAUGGAGCAACAACUUUGCUUCAAUUCGUCGUCCAAGAAGUAGUACGGGCUGAGGGAAAACGCUGCGUGCUUAACAGAAAUCGCAGCAUGAGUCGAACAAAUAGCCAAAACUCAAAUCCUGUAAACCAAAGUUCAGAUAAUUUGGUACCACAGGCUGAUAGAGAAAAGGAAUACAUGAUGCUGGGAUUGCCUGUGAUAGGAGGUCUAAGCGCCGAGUUUUCAAAUGUGAAGAAAGCAGCCACAAUAGACUACGAUUUCAUCGUUAAAACAAGCUCGGGGUUAUCAUCACAACUGAUCGAAAUUCGAAAAAUAGUGGCGCAAUGUGAUCAUCACACAGGAUCUGCAAAGAAAAUGAUUUUUUUUAUAGAGGGGGCUGAAGAAGAAAUAGAAGCAGUGAAGAAAGAGCAAACAAGAGUGAUGGAACUUGUGAAGAAAACAACAGAUUAUUAUCAGUCAGGGUCCUCAAAUGACAAAGGGAGAAAUCCACUUCAAUUAUUUGUCAUUGUUCGAGAUUUCCUGGGAAUGGUUGAUCAAGUUUGUGUUGAUAUUGCAACAAAUGUUCAGAAGAAAAAACCUGCACCAUCUUCAGCCGGAUCAUCAUCGACCCCAGAAUCACCUAGGAUAUUUAGAUUCCCGAAAUUGCCGGCCAAUUUCCUGUCGGACCAUUCGAAGAGCAGUUCGAGUGACUCAGAUAAUGAAUAA
This is a messenger RNA of Fraxinus pennsylvanica, 2448 nucleotides long. Lineage: Eukaryota; Viridiplantae; Streptophyta; Magnoliopsida; Lamiales; Oleaceae. The record is from the annotation of a GenBank genome assembly.